AUGGUUCAGUUGACACCAAUACGAGGCUUUACAAAUACCCCGGUCUCAAAGUCAAUAUGCAUUAUAUCAACAAUAUUGCCACUCGUUUUGUCAAUCUUAUCCAUAAAGUAUUACUUGAACUUAGGCAUUGAUCCUUAUAUCAUUGAGUACUACCAAUUCUGGAGGCUAAUCACAUAUCAAUUAUCCGUCAUAAAUGAGUCUGAUUAUCUACUAGUCAUCCUUCUAUGGUUCCAAUUUAAAGUAUUAGAGAGGUUUUACGGAUCUAGAAAAUAUCUUUCGGUUAUUACCUCCUUUGCAAUAAGCAAUUCAAUUGUAUGUCUUUUGGUCAUGAGCCUUGGGCAGCUCUUAGUGUACUAUGUCAUGUUUAUUGUAAAGGUGGUCCUACUUGGGUACGAUGCAGGCAGCGUCCAAUAUCAAACAACAAUUCUCAAUACAAUCAUUCCUGGCCCACUCGGGAUCAUCUCGUCAUUAUACGUCACUUAUGGCGCCAAUAUACCAGUAUCCUAUUAUUUCAAGAUAGUGUUAAAAAAGCCAAGUUCUGGUGGAAAUGACGUCAAGUCCAUAGGCCCUUUUUCACAACAAUUGAAUCUAACCAAUAGGUUCCCAGUGCAUAUUUUAUUCACGUUGCUUUUCUUCAACAACGGAUUCAAAUCUAUAAUACCUUGUCUGGUGGGAUUAUUGAUUGGGAAAUUAUACACUUUUGAACUCCUACCAAUGGGAACGUCGUGGUUGUUACCAAGGGGUUUUUUCCAUAUGUUUAUAAAUCCUCGUAAAAAAGUGGAGCAUAUUUGGCAGUAUUUGCAACAGAGAUUCACACACGACUAUCAACCUUUAUCAGUAUCAAAUACAAAUGAAGAACUCCAAGAUCGAAAUGUGAGCGAAGAACCAGAAGAUAAUGACGAACUUUUGGACGAGACCAGACAAGAGGAAAGCAGGAUUCGUGCCGAGACCCCUGUGCGACCAUUGGGGAGUCAGUUCCUUGACACAUUCAGAUCGUAA
Molecule: messenger RNA, 999 nt
Organism: Lodderomyces orthopsilosis Co 90-125
Lineage: Eukaryota; Fungi; Ascomycota; Pichiomycetes; Serinales; Debaryomycetaceae
Exons: 1
Coding region: 1-999 (332 amino acids)
Molecular function (GO): serine-type endopeptidase activity
Source: RefSeq, a predicted model, not a curated record